AUGGGUGGCUCAAAGAAACGUGGCCGUGGUGCUAUGGUCGGCCGUGUUGUAUUACGCUGCUCGGAAAAGACACAUGCUACAGAGAUUCGUAUUAAGCUGAAAUCGGUGGUGUCCAUCUUAGCGCCUAAAAAUACACAGGCAACACAAGGGGACACACCGAACUUUGCUGGCAUGGCGCCGUCCACAGUCUCCACUUCCGCUCGUGAACUGGUACUAGUCCAGCUGGAAAAGCGUUUGGAGCCAGGCACAGCGCUGUACCGAUCGCGGGAAGGUGUUCCACCGCAAAAAAAUCUAUCGGGGAGAUUGGAUCGCGCGGGUUUUUACGAAUGGAUGUUUCACUUUGAUAUCCCUGCAGAAAGCCCAGGCAAAAGCUCACUGCCUGGCGGGUUUCCAGGAGUCGGUACCUACUAUCCCUCCAGUUACGUGUUGGAAAGCGAUCCAAUCAAAGGCAAGAAGGAAGAGUGGGCGAGCGUGAAAUGGUACCUGAAACUAACGGUUGAACGCUCAGGACUCUUUCGUUCGAAUGAUCGCAUGCUUGUACCGUUCAUCUAUCUUCCGCCACCACCAGAGACGAUCUGCCCGCUUCUUCUCCGCCGCCAAGCGCUCUCGGCCCAAAUCCAAAGUGUGAUCCAAAGGACUCAGGGCACGAUGACAUUGCCGCCGAAUUCCGUUGAGCCUGCAAGCAAAUGGAAGACGCACCAUGUCGUACUGAGGCAGGAAGCCCUGGGCAAGCCUAUCAAACGCUCGUUGGUCGAUAAAAUGUUUGGGUCGAACAAGCAGAAAGAGGAGCGGUGGGCGAUUUCCCUGCCGGGCAAUCCGAUCUCCGUUUUUGCACUGCGCUCAGUCGUGCCAUUUGUCCUUACGUUGGUACACAGUGCUGGGAUGCCCUUAGUCGUUCAUCCCAUGGUAUCGCUUGUGCAAAAAGUGCAUCUGCGUGCCCGUUCCAACGCAGCUCAUACCCAGUACAUUUGUCAUGCGAAAAUGCAGACGAUGCCGCUGAGUAAGGGAGGACUGCAGCAAUGGUUCGGAUGGAUCCAGUUCCCUGGCUGGUGCAGUCCGUCGUUCGAUAAUCACCUGCUAGGCUUGGAGUACUUUUUGCAGAUCAAGCCCCUGCGUACGCCUGAAGCGCAUGUGUUGCAGAAUAUUCCGAUUGGAUUGUACUGUGCGCCUCCCAAACUCAUUCAGAAUGCGGCUGCGAAAGCCUCGACGACGUCUGCAGCGUCAGACUUUUCAUCUUGGACGUCCCCCCGGUCGUCACAGGUUACCAUGCCAUCAAGACUGACAAGCGAUAAUGAGAGUGUGGCUAGUACAGGCGCGAGCUCGUCCCGCGUGUCCGUAUCGAUGCCUGCGUCGCCCGCGUCGUCGCGACGAACUUCUCAAUCGGCUCUGCGGACGUCGCGGCCUGUCCCACCCAUUCCAAGCGAUACAUCACCAAGGAACGACACAGAGGCCACUGAGGCAGGAGGUAUAUCUACACCAGAGACAGCUGGGAAUGAUCUCCCCGCACCAUCGUCUAUGUUGCAAUCGGUGGCGACGUCAGAAUCACUUCAGCGACCUGUUCCUCCCUUGCCCACCGAGUCCGACACGCCUGAGACGACAAGCGUCAGUGACAUUGCAUCCAUGGCUGGUAACGGCGCCGAUGUGGAUACGACUAGUGAAACGUCGAGUGCACAUUCGCGAUACGGACAGAUAGCGACCCAGCCGGUGGAUGAGACAGCAAUGCUGCCGCCGAUUCCUGACUACACACCUCGCGACGGUCUGAUCCAUGACGCUGGGCCAUUGACACAAGAGCAAGAGCAGGCAUGGACUAUGGAUAUUUUGGCGAAUGCCUUUAGUGAGGACGAAAUGGCAGCAGGCUUUGACUUGCCGCCUUCCUACUUUGAGGCGACAGGCAUCCGGGACAAUGAAGAGGCCUAG
Messenger RNA from Malassezia pachydermatis, 1917 nucleotides. RefSeq lists its product as hypothetical. The record is from RefSeq and is a predicted model, not a curated record. Lineage: Eukaryota; Fungi; Basidiomycota; Malasseziomycetes; Malasseziales; Malasseziaceae. The transcript has a single exon. The coding region runs from base 1 to 1917 and encodes 638 amino acids.